Messenger RNA from Epinephelus fuscoguttatus (brown-marbled grouper), 7913 nucleotides. RefSeq names its product MAPK activated protein kinase 5 (gene mapkapk5). Gene Ontology annotation, molecular function: calcium-dependent protein serine/threonine kinase activity; calcium/calmodulin-dependent protein kinase activity; mitogen-activated protein kinase binding. Gene Ontology annotation, biological process: peptidyl-serine phosphorylation; Ras protein signal transduction; negative regulation of TOR signaling. Gene Ontology annotation, cellular component: nucleus; cytoplasm. NCBI's taxonomy places the organism in Eukaryota, Metazoa, Chordata, Actinopteri, Perciformes, Serranidae. The record is from RefSeq and is a predicted model, not a curated record. Bases 905 to 2320 code for a protein of 471 amino acids. The transcript is spliced from 14 exons.
ACAACCAGCUAUGGGAUUAGCAAAAUAGACCAGAGAUGUGUGUAUCUACUUGGUCACCUUUGAAAAUAUUCUCUGUUAACCCUUUUCAUCAGUGAGAUAGUGUUAUUUGUCAGCACGAGCGCUGAUUUUUAUUACGUCGUCUUGCGGAAGAAUGUUAACGCCUGUGGGUUUGUGUAGAGCCGGAAAACUAACUUGCCACCUCAGCUAACAAGCUAGCGCGUUAGCAGGCUCGGCUCGACGACAUAAUAGUCUGCUGUGCUUCUGGGAACACGGUGUGCUCGUCGUGUCAGAUCAACCGAGGAUAGUAUGGGUGAUUUUUAGUUAACGUUAGUCCACAUCACCUGUUACGGUUGCGUUUGCUGUGUAAUAAUCUGCCCUGACCGCGGGAUGGAGUGGCACUCGCUUACUUGCUAGCAAGCUAGCAGUCCCCGGUGUUAGCAGAGCUCUGCUCUCAUUGCGCUGGCUAAAAAUACACCCCUUGUCCCAUGCUCGGUGCGCCUCCAAAAGUGGUAGGCUAGUCCAGAUUGGGCUUGUCUUCGACUGUUCUGGUCAGCUUGCUCGGAGUUUGGCACUCUACAUGGUCACCACAGUGAGUUUAAGACGACUGGAAGAGCGAGUCGGACCCCGAGGUUGUGAGUCCUGCUGGCCUGAGCUAACGUCACACCGUACCGGCUGGUGGGCUUCAGGUCUCCAAGGGAAGGAAACUGUGCUUUGGCUAACCGGUGGCUGUAUAUCAUUUUGCCCAGAUGGCCUUGUCUUGUCAUCAGUAUUAGUAUAACAAGCCUUGGCUCAACCCAGGGUUGCAAGAUCGAAACUUUGCGAAGCUCAGAGAAAAACGCUUUGUGUCUACUGUCAACUGUCUGAGAUUGGCGAGGCAGACUUUAUCUGUCCAGAGUGCAGCACCAUGUCGGAGGAUAACAACGCAGACAAGUUCAUCAAGGAGACGUCCAUUCUAGACGAGUACAACAUCAACUGGACACAGAAGCUGGGAGCUGGCAUCAGUGGACCUGUCAGAGUUUGUGUGAAGAAGUCAUCUCAGGAACGCUUGGCCCUGAAGAUCCUCAUUGAUCGCCCCAAGGCCAGGAAUGAGGUGCGUCUCCAUAUGAUGUGUGCCAACCACCCAAACAUAGUGCAAAUCCUGGAGGUUUACGCCAACAGUGUCCAGUUCCCGCAUGAGUCCAGCCCGAGAGCGAGGCUCCUUAUCGUUAUGGAGAUGAUGGAGGGUGGCGAGCUGUUCCACAGAAUCAGUCAGCACAGGCACUUUACUGAAAAAAUGGCCAGUCAGGUCACCAAACAGAUCAGUCAAGCCUUGGAACAUUGUCACUCCCUAAAUAUUGCACAUCGUGACCUGAAGCCAGAGAACCUGCUCUUCAAGGAUAACUCUCUGGAUGCACCUGUGAAGUUGUGUGACUUUGGCUUUGCCAAAAUUGAUCAAGGAGACUUGAUGACCCCUCAGUUCACUCCCUACUACGUAGCACCUCAGGUACUUGAGGCUCAAAGAAGACACCAGAAGGAAAAGUCUGGAAUUAUACCUACCUCACCCACUCCUUAUACUUAUAACAAGAGCUGUGACUUGUGGUCUCUUGGUGUGAUCAUCUACGUGAUGCUGUGUGGCUACCCUCCGUUCUACUCUAAGCACCACAGUCGCACCAUCCCGAAGGACAUGAGGAAGAAGAUCAUGACGGGCAGCUUUGACUUCCCUGAAGAUGAGUGGAGCCAGAUCUCUGAGAUGGCCAAGGACAUCGUACGCAAGCUGCUGAAGGUAAAGCCAGAGGAGAGGCUGACAAUUGAAGGUGUCUUGGCUCACCCUUGGCUCAACUGCACCGAGGCCCUAGAUAACGUGCUGCCGUCCGCCCAGAUGAUGAUGGACAAAGCAGUGGUUGCAGGUAUCCAGCAGGCCCACGCUGAGCAGCUGGCCAACAUGAGAAUUCAGGAUCUGAACGUCAGCCUGAAGCCCUUAAACUCUGUCAACAACCCAAUCCUCAGGAAGCGGAAACUACUAGGCCCCAAGCCCAGUGAUAGUUUCUUCAUUCACGACCCAGAGAACGGAGGAGAAGACUCCAACGUAGCCCUGGAAAAAUUACGAGAUGUCAUUGCACAGUGUAUACUACCACAAGCUGGAGAGAACGAGGACGAGAAGCUGAAUGAAGUGAUGUAUGAAGCCUGGAGGUUCAACAGAGACUGUAAACUGCUGAGAGACGGCCUGCAGGGGCUCAGCUGGGAUGGACGAUCCUUCUCCGAUAAAGUUGACCGUUUGAAGUUGGCUGAAAUAGUGAAACAGGCCAUCGAAGAGAAGACGAAUCUCCAAGAAUCUCAUUAGCAAGUGCUGUCUUUCUAUCUUCUUUUUAUAUUGUUUAUUAUGACCCUUUUUAACCCAUAUCUGUAAAGAGGCUUUUUUAUGUAAAAUGAUGCGCUAAUCUUUUUUUUUUUUUUUUCCCAUGAAUUUCACUUGCAAGAAAUAUUGUACAGCUGUAGAUAUAUUUCAAAGAGGACUCAUUGGUACUAUAAUUUUUUUUUAAAUGGACACUUGCAAAGAACAUUGAGAAAAAAAACAACUAUAUUUUCAUUUUUGCAAAAAAAAAAAACAAAGAAAAGAAGAGAAAAAAUCAGUUAAAGAAAUUAUUUUCUGGGAGGGAAUUUUUAUUAGCUGCUUGUCCGAGGCGUCACAUGUUUUAUCCCAGUUAUUUGAUUUUAUUCUGUUUUAUUUUCUUUUUCCUAAGAAUUUUAUUUAUUUAAACGAAAUUAUUUUAUACCUUUCUUGUAGCCUGGCGGUGGGCUCUAAAGCCGAGAGAAGUUGUCUGUGGUGUGAUUUUGUUCUUCCACACACUCUGAUUCCCAGACUGCGUUUCACUUAUAUGAAUCUUUGUUUUUGUGUAACGUUCCCUUGAACUUUUGGUUGUGUCGAGGCAGAAUGGACAUGGAGGUGAAAGAAAGUGUCAUGAAAAAAGACAAAUGCAGCCCGAAAUUCAUUUUGUCACAAUCCUUUAUUUUAAAAAAAAAAGCUUAUAAGAGAUAACACUAAAUCGAUCGAAGCAGACGGAAUAGGCAUGAACAGUGAAAAACAUCUUGACAUAUGGCCCACUUGCUAGCCUUUUUGGUACUUUAAACUUUCUCACGGCCUUCUGCAGAAGACGGAGAUGGUUGAAAGCUCCAGUUGAGUUCAGGACUUUAUUGUCAAACUGUUUCCUGAGUCAAGAAUGAACUUUCAGGAUAAACUAGAUCUAUGUACGUUUUGCAAGCUGAGUUCAACUCACACACAUGAAGUGAUGAUAGUGUGUCAGCUCCUUACGUUUGUGUUUGUCAAGUAAAAUGAAGUGAAUUAUUUUAUAUAAAGGCUUUUUUUAUCCUCAUUUCUGAUGUGAUUUUGAAAGGUCUUAAAGGGACAGUUCACCCCAAAGUUGAAAAUACAUAUUUUUCCUCUUACCUGUAGUGCUGUUUAUCAGUCUAGACUGUUUUGGUGUGAGUUGCAGAGUGUUGGAGAUAUCUGCCUUCUCUUGAAUAUAAAAAACUCAACAGCAAUGUCUCUUUCCAGAAGUCAUAAUGCGAUUACUCAAGAUAAUCCACAGACCUUGUUGUGAGCAGUUUCAUGUUGGAACUAUUUUCUGUCUACCAAAGUAUACCCGGCAACUGUAUCACAGUGCAAAGGGUGAUGGACAAGGCGUUCGUGCUUGUGACGGCGCGAGAUCUAAACAUUAAUGACGUCCUCCACAACUGAGCUGUAAUGUUGCACGCUUCCUUCUGCGCGGUGAUGUGGUUGUCAGUUGUAGAAAGAAAAUAGUUCCUACAUGAAGCUGCUCACGUCAAGGUCUGUGGAUUCACUUUGAGUAAUUGAGUCAUGAUCUCUGGAAAGAGACGUUGCUGUUGAGUUUUUCAAAAGCAUGUUGUGGCCCUUUGAGCACCACGUGCUGAGUGCCACUUGGUUCUAUUAUAUUCGAGAGAAGGCAGACAUCUCUGCGGCUGAUAUCUCCAACACUCAGCAACUUACACCAAAACAGUCUAGAUCAGUGGUCCCCAAAUGGUGGGUUGCGGGUGUCAUUUUGAAGAGCUAUUUCCUGCUGAAAAGUGAGUGACUAACCGACAGAAACAGAAGACUACCUAGAAAGCAUCGCCAAAUGCAACUGUGAUGCUGAAUCUAUUAAACUGCGUGGACCUUGAACCAAUGACUGAAGAGAAAUCUGGACCCCCUGGCUGGACCAGUCGGGAAUCACUGAUCUAGACUGAUGAGUAGCACUACAGGUAAAAGGAGAUGAACUGUCCCUUAAAUUCAGUCUUCAGUUAAAGUGGUUGAGCUGCUUUGAUGUAAAGUUGUAUGUACUGGGAUUCAGACUAGAGUCCGUUAACAUUUAAGUCAUUUUACAGUGACAGUGCUUGCUACUUGAGCCAACAGAAACACAACAACACUGGGCAUUUUUUGGUGCAAUGCAGUUGACGUCUGUAUGACAGGAGAGAUCAGUAGAAAGGAUUCAGCAUCCAUUAACAGGUCCAUUUCAUAAAACUUGCAGUGCUACUGAAUGUGCAAUAGGGCAAUAAUUUAAUCAAGUAUUCAUAGUGCAUGCAUUUACAUGGUAGUGAGAUGUAUCUAUCUGUCAGUAUUACUGCUGUCGUUUCAGUGGUCUGAAUACCAGCAAAUGCUCCCUCCCUCCGCUCACCCUUUAGUUGUAAUUAAUGUCAUUGAUCAGCCAGAGUGAGAUUUCCGCUGCACCGUUUUGCUCUCGUGCUCCAGUCAUAUCUGUUAUUAUUUCUUCAGAGGGGUUGAAAGAAGGGAUUCAUGUUCAGGUGUUUAAACGAGGCUGCGUUGAGUCAACAGAGCAGGGUUAAGAUGGCUCAGAGUGCAAAUUCUCUUGUUCAGUGCCUGAAUAGUUCUUAAGUAAUUUUUCUUUUAUAAUCAAAUUCCCCUUUGAUGAUGUCUUAGCUUUAUACAGAACAAAUUUUCAUGUCAGGAUUACUGCAUUAACCCCUUUUGACCUUAAUGAAAAGAUAUAUAUUGUUGCUGUUCAUUGAAAAAUUCUUCUCUAAUGUUGAGAUGAACUAAAGGAUCAGGUGUUCACAUUUAAGUUGACAUGUUGAAGAUGCAGGACUGACAAUGUGUAAGCUGUUUUUUCCACACCAUUUGUAACUAACAUGAAGGAAAACUAUUUCUGAUUUAGAUUUGGCUUCAAAACUAUAAUUUAAGCAAAGGCAAUCAUUACUAGCAUGAUUCUGAGAGAUCAUUCUGACGGUCCGUCUUAAAAUCCUAACGAUAAGAAGUGUUUGAAAAGGCCUUAUUAUUUCAUGGCUAAGUUUUACGCUCCAAUGUGCCUUGUUGAUGGGGCGCUAUCUUCAUCCUUUACUGCUCCUAUCGGUAAGAAUGAAUGACAGGAUGAAGGGGAGACUCAGAAUCAUUGUGAGUAGUGAUUGAUGUUUGUCCUUUUGGCUGUGAUUUGCUUUCAUGUUUCCAUGUGACGAAAUUAAGGCGCUCAUUCCACAAAGCGGCGUCUUGGUUUGGCAACAUUUUGUUGAAAUUCACGUAUUAUAGUUAUAUAUUUUCUGGGGAAAGAAAUUGGGGUUGUGUCUUAAGAUAAGCCUUUAUCUCAGUGCGGACAUUAAAGGAAUAUUUCACCAUUUUGGGAAAUAGGCUUAUUUGCUUUCAUGCCCAGCUUUCUUGGUUAGCUUAGCUGAGCAUAAAGACUGGACACAGCUGGCUUGGCUUCGUCCAACUGCAACAAAAACCACCUACCAGCACCUCUAAAGCUCACUGAUUAACACAUUAUUACUUGUUUGUUUAAUCCUGUACACAAAAAAAUGAAAGUGUAAAAUCGACAAUCCACCAUUUAAUGGGGUAAAAAGGCCAUGGAUGUAUUAGAGCAGCUGGAUAUUGCUCUGCCACUUGCUUCCAAUUCCACCCAGAGGCCACGUGCAGUAUUGCAGCCCCAAAAAGCAUUCUCCCCACAGACCACUAUUUUAAAAGAGACGUCUGUGAAACUGUUUAUGGGACACUUCGAACUGCUAACAAGGGCAGUUAUGAUUCUGUUAUCAAUUUUUGAUCGAUUGUAAAACUUAACUUGAGCUGAGAAAAAUGAUUUAAAAAUCUGGAUGCCACCACAAUUUUAAGUUUAUGGGAUAAUGCAGGAACUCACACACAUUCAGAAGCCCACAUACCUAAAAGUUUUUUGCUAUGUGCACCAGGCGAGCUGUCUCAUUGGACUGAAUAGGUGCCAUCUUUGGGUCCAGAAUGUGGAUCUAACAAUACAUCUGUGAACCAGUUGCAGGUUCACUUUUCCGACGAUGGUGAAGACACCCUAAUUAGGUGUACUCUGCCUCUGAUUAGCUUACCCUAACCCAUGGGUGUAUUACAGAAUGGGUCUACUGAGCCCAGGCCCAGAGGUCCAAGGUCUCAGGGGGCCCCUAAACCAGAGCCUGUGCAUGAAAUUAGAUAUUAUAUUAUGCCCGAAACCUAACCAGUCUCACUCCUCAUGCCUAAACCUAACCAGCCCAACCAAUAAAGGCAACAAGAACUACCCAAUCAGAGGGAGAGUAGGGUGCGCCAUGCCUUUACCACUCUAUGAACCAAGCAUAGUUCCUAGAGUCUCCACUGGUUGCCUGGCAACAGCUCCCAGUCAUACAGAUGAGCACUACUUAACUUGUUAUAUCUCAUUUGCUCUGUACAAAUUAAUUAGUGAGUUUUCUAAGUGCUGGUACUUUUUAUAAUUAACGGACAAAUAUGGAAGUGAUAUCAAUCGCUCUCAUGUCCGCCAGAAAGUAAAUUAAGCGUAGCCCAAAAUGUCGAACUUUUGCUUUUAUGUGCAGCAGUCAGGUUUGUUUUUCGUUUAAUGUUGGCUCGUACAUCAGUAACGCAGAAUCAGCAGAGCUUCUCACUUAAAGUGGAACCUCAUGCUUCUGUUUUAUGUUGACCUUUUCUGUGUGGAUGUGUGACAGUGUAAUUAAUUUGUGUACGCUUUUUGUGUGUGUGUCUGGUUCAGUGUGUUUGCUGGACCUACUUUGUAUUACUGGAGGCCUAUCAAUGAAUCAGAGCUGCUUCCUUUUAAAUCUCCUUUCCACCCACAAAUAACAGAAUUUAUAUCCUCUGCUACCCGAGUGAGCAUUACUGAUGAAGGGGUAGUGUAUUUAUUAGCAUUUUGUACUGUAAAGUCGAGGCAUGUAACUUGAUACUGACGCUCCUAACAAUAAAAACCCCCUGAGGGAAGAAUCCAGUCAUGCUCAGACACCAUGUACCUGCUGUGUGCUGCUCAGUCUGGCUCAGUGUUACUUAAAAUCCCAGAGGGGCAGUUGGUUUGGAAGAUGCUACCUCCCUCCCCUGCAUUCUUCUACUGAGUAGUUGCUACUGCAGGAUGCCCUCAGACUGACAUUCAGGAUAACCCAGCUUUGGACAUAUUUCACAAAUAUUAAAUAGCUUCCACUAGUCACUUCCUGUUUCUUAUCUGCUCUGCGAAGAGAGACCAGAUUUCAGAUUUUAUAUGAGCAAAACAAGCUAGACUUCUUGCAUGGAUGCUGACUGAGGAUAAGUAACUCGGUCCUUUUUUUUUAACCAGCUCAUUAUAAAUGACCUGAAAGGCAGAAAUGGUUUAGUCAGCACUUACGACUCUUGAUAAAUACCAGUUGCUUCCGUUUCCUCUGCUGUAUGUGUGCUCGUAAAGUACGGAGAGGUGGGUUUUAUAUAUUUUGAGCCAUUCCUGUUUAUGUUGGUAAGUGAGGAAGAAGUGUUGAGGAAAGGAAAUCAUUUAAAGGUUCGGAGCCUUUUCUCUGCUUUAACGAUCUGUUUCUUUUUUUCCCCCUCUGGUCUGGCAGUUAUGUAGCAUGUACCUGAAUCCCUCAUCAAAGACUUGCUGUAUUUCCAUCUAUUUUUCUGCCCUUUAUGUCUUUGGAACAUCAUCAACAUGCUGACUUUGUAAUAAAGGAAUUCUCUGACUUUUGAA